Ostrea edulis (European flat oyster) is the source of this 792-nucleotide messenger RNA. RefSeq names its product craniofacial development protein 2-like. NCBI's taxonomy places the organism in Eukaryota, Metazoa, Mollusca, Bivalvia, Ostreida, Ostreidae. The record is from RefSeq and is a predicted model, not a curated record. Bases 1 to 792 code for a protein of 263 amino acids. Gene Ontology annotation, biological process: chromatin remodeling. Gene Ontology annotation, molecular function: catalytic activity. Gene Ontology annotation, cellular component: nucleus. The transcript is spliced from 2 exons.
AUGUUUCAACGAACAGGAGAAGGGGCAAAGGCGAGACCCUGGCGCCUUAAAACCAGUGCUUGGGGUGGAUGGAGCUCCUCAGCCUUGGAAGGCUUAAGUGAAGUUAGAUGGAACACAUCUGGUAUAACAACAAUAAGCACAGGCCACACCAUCGUAUAUUCUGGAAAUCUAAACAUAAAUGAUCCACAUGAGAAAGGAGUUGGAUCCUUACUCAACAAAACAUCAAAGAAAGCACUGUUAGAGUGGAAUCCUGUUUCACAAAGAAUAGUUACAGCAAGAUUCGACACAAAAUUCCAGAAAACCAUCAUCAUACAAGUCUAUGCUCCAACUAAUGAGGCUGAAGAAUCUGAAAAAGAUGAUUUCUACAGUGCAUUGCAAGCCACAGUAGAUAAAACACCAAAGCGUGACAUCCUUAUCAUCAUGGGUGACCUAAAUGCAAAGGUAGGAUCAGAUAGAGUAGGGAGGGAGACAGAGAUUGGACCACAUGGAAUAGGAAAUAUGAACGAAAAUGGAGAGUUAUUUGCAGACUUCUGUGCAGUCAAUAAAUUAAUGAUAGGAGGAACAUUCUUCCCACACAAAACCUGCCACAAGACCACAUGGGUAUCACCAGCAGGAAAUGCAGAGAACCAAAUAGACCAAAUUGCUAUAUCACACAGAUGGAGAUCAUCACUGCAGGAUGUUAGAAACAAAAGAGGUGCCGAUGCUGCAUCAGACCAUCACUUACUAAUGGCUACCAUCAAACUAAAGCUGCUAUCAAAGAAAAAAAACAGAACCAAAGAGGAAAAAGUUUAA